AUGAAGAACAAACUAGAGAACAUUUGGAAACUCAUGGGAGGAAUUGAGUUAAUGGACGUCGGAAAUGCUUUUUACAUGGUCAAGUUUGAUGGAGAGGAAGACAAAAACAAAGUCAUCAAUGAAGGUCCAUGGAUGAUAUAUGAUCGUUAUUUGACGGUGCGACAAUGGACACCUAAUUUUAAUGCUUCCACCGCAAAGAUUGACAAAACCAUGGCGUGGAUACGAAUUCCGAGUCUUAAUCUUGUUUUCUACGAUGAGAGUGUCUUAUGGGCUAUAGCUUCAAUGGUAGGAAAUCCUAUCAAAGUGGAUCUUCAAACUUUGAAGGUUGCUCGAGGAAGAUUCGCUCGUAUGUGUGUUGAAGUUGAUCUCACAAAGCCGGUGGUUGGUCGCGUAGGGAUAAACGGCGAAUGGUAUCAAGUGCAAUACGAGGGUCUACACAUAAUUUGUACACACUGUGGUUGUUAUGGCCAUUUGAUGAAAGAUUGUGCGCCGCCGACGAAGCAAUCAGUAACAGAUGUUCAUGACAGUGGCAGGAAGAAUGAACGUGAAAAAAAAACGAGUGAACCGGUCCCUAAAUCAACUGAACCGGUCCUUAAACUCGCUGAACCAGGAACUGAACCAACCAAGCAAGUUGAACCGGAUGUUGAACGAUUUGGAAAUAAUCAAAAUAGUACCGUUGCUAAUAAUGCAGCUAUUAAUGGGGAGGAAAAAAAUAGUAUGGAAGUUAAUAACAUUCCUAAUUUGUUGCAUGGUGAUUGGAUCAAGGUUCAAAGAAAAAAAAGAAACAAUAAAUCCAAGAAUCAUGGCAAUAAUGAGCUAUUAAAAGGGGGGCAAUUACAACAACAUACCAAAUACGGAUUCCCUGAUAAGGAAAGUUAUCUCAAUAUGAAAAAGAAGAUCCAAAAUGAAGAAAUGGACCCGCUUAUUGGACCUAACCAAAAAGCUAAGGUCUGA
This is a messenger RNA of Trifolium pratense (red clover), 954 nucleotides long. RefSeq lists its product as uncharacterized. Lineage: Eukaryota; Viridiplantae; Streptophyta; Magnoliopsida; Fabales; Fabaceae. The coding region runs from base 1 to 954 and encodes 317 amino acids. Gene Ontology annotation, molecular function: zinc ion binding; nucleic acid binding. The transcript has a single exon. The record is from RefSeq and is a predicted model, not a curated record.